Molecule: messenger RNA, 1270 nt
Organism: Jatropha curcas
Lineage: Eukaryota; Viridiplantae; Streptophyta; Magnoliopsida; Malpighiales; Euphorbiaceae
Biological process (GO): ribosomal small subunit assembly; rRNA processing
Cellular component (GO): UTP-C complex; CURI complex
Source: RefSeq, a predicted model, not a curated record
AUCAAAAAUUGGUGUGGCGCCCUACUCUCUCCUCCAUAAUCCUUCUCUGGAAACUGUUACAGUUAGGGUCAUUUGCUUAGAGACAUGAGAAACUUGAAAGAGAAGCUGGAGAAGAAGAAGAAAAAGAAGGCUGAGAGAACUAAUACAGAGCAAUUUCAAAAGGAAUUAAUGUUAAAGAAAGAGGAAAAAGGGAAUGGAAAUAUCAAACCCAUAGGAAAGGAGAAGAGGAAAAGAGAGAAGGAAAAAAAUGUUGAUACUGGAAAAGCUGUUUUGAUCAAGAAAGACGAACUAAUCAAAGCACAAGGAGAAAAGGACAAGAACAAGCCAAGGAAAAAGAAAAGAAAAGAUGAGCAGAAAAAUAAUGCUCUGGUUGGGAAAUCUGAUCAGAAUGAUGAUGUGGCAGCAGAGCAGAGCCCAUUUAAAUCUCAAGGAGAUAUAAACAAUUUCAAAGGGCAAAGUGAAGCUGUUAUUGAAGGUAAAUCCAAGAAAUCUAAGAAAAAGAAAAAGGAGCAUCACACACGAAAAGAUGGCGAGACCAUAACAAAAGAGAUAGAAGAUGCUGUUCAAGAUGAGGUCUUUUACAUUUCUUCUGGGGAAGAGGACUGCUCAAAAGGAAUGAGAAAAUGGCUCAUGGAAUACCACCAAAGUAGACCAGGUUUGAAGGUGUUGCAAGAAAGCAUAGAUCAAUUUAUAACUGCACAUGAGGAAAAACUUGAGCAGGAACGAAAAGAAAGAGAAGCACGUGCUGCAGAAGAUGGAUGGACAGUUGUUGUCCAUCAUAAAGGAAGGAAGAAGACAACAGAUUCUGAAAGUGGAGUUACAGUAGGCUCUGUUGCCCCAACUGUUGCAGAGAGCCAGCUAGCCAAGAAGAAGCAAAAAGAAGUUGGGCCAAACUUCUACCGUUUUCAAAAAAGAGAAACUCAGAGAAAUGAAAUUUUGGCACUACAAAGCAAAUUCGAGCAGGAUAGAAAGCGGAUUCAGCAAUUGAGAGCUGCUAGAAAGUUUCGACCAUACUGACAGCUGCUGCAGAACUCACCCAAAGAAUGGAGCUGAAGCUGAAGUUGAAGCUUCAGCUUCUAAUGAUAUCAGUUUUUUUGCAAUAGGGGAAACAGAGGGCUAAAUUCACAGCAUUUUGCAAUUCUUUUUUCACUUUGAAUUUAUUGGAGAUAUCAAAUAUUGUAAUUCGUAGAUCGCAAGAUAUAUAAGUGAUAAUGUACAAUUUUCCCAGAAUGUACUUAACUAAGAUGAAUGAUUUUGCAACUUUGAUAAA